Heterocephalus glaber (naked mole-rat) is the source of this 5333-nucleotide messenger RNA. RefSeq names its product sushi domain containing 6 (gene Susd6). Gene Ontology annotation, biological process: DNA damage response. NCBI's taxonomy places the organism in Eukaryota, Metazoa, Chordata, Mammalia, Rodentia, Bathyergidae. The record is from RefSeq and is a predicted model, not a curated record.
GCCCCUCCUCCCCGCGCGGGGCCUCCCCCCUGCGCGCGGUACAGCUGGGCCAGUGACUCCGGCGCCGCCGCCACCGCGCGUUCCGUUCUCCGAAACUGGCGACCGCCUAGUCACCUCCCUUGCUUCCGCUUGCCUCCGCCGCCUCCUCCUCGUCUUCCCGCAGCGCCGGCCGGCGUUAGCCAGACAAGGGCACGCGGAGCCUCGCCUAGACCCGAGGGGGCUUCGGGUGCGCGCGGCGGCGGAGCGGAUCGGUGGCGCGGAAGCCGCGAGCGCCCCCCUCCCGGACGUCUCCGCGUCGCUCCCGAGGGAUUUCCUUCUUGGCUGUCGCUGGGGCAACAGUUCCUGCUCCUCUGCUUGCCCUCCACACGCAGGUAACAUGCACCCUCCAAAGGUUUCUGCCCCGUGCUGGCUUUAGGAUUCUUACGUCUGGAUUUUAAAUUUUGUCUUUUUAAUAAAACUUGUACGGAUAAAAGAUGUGCCAUGGCAGGAUAGCACCAAAGAGCAGCUCAGUGUUUGUUGUGGCCUCCGUGGGACAUGGAAUGUUCCUUCCUCUGGUGAUCCUUAGCACCCUGCUUGGAGACGGACUUGCUUCAGUGUGUCCCCUGCCCCCGGAGCCAGAAAAUGGUGGCUACAUCUGCCACCCCCGACCCUGCAGAGACCCCCUGACAGCAGGCAGUGUCAUUGAAUACCUGUGUGCAGAAGGCUACAUGUUGAAGGGGGACUACAAAUACCUGACGUGUAAGAAUGGCGAGUGGAAGCCAGCCAUGGAGAUCAGCUGCCAUCUCAAUGAGGACAAAGAAACCCACACAUCACUUGGAGUCCCCACGCUGUCCAUUGUGGCUUCCACUGCCAGCUCCGUGGCACUCAUCCUCCUCCUUGUGGUGCUGUUUGUGCUGUUGCAGCCAAAGCUGAAGUCUUUCCAUCACAGCAGGCGUGACCAGGGGGUAUCUGGGGACCAGGUCUCCAUCAUGGUAGAUGGGGUGCAGGUUGCACUCCCUUCAUAUGAGGAAGCUGUGUAUGGCAGUUCCGGGCACUCCAUGCCACCCGCAGACCCCAGAGUGCCCAUCGUGCUGUCAGAAGGAGCUGGGCCCAGUGGGAGGAGCCUGCUAAGGGAGCAGCAGAGCCAGGGGGCCUGCUCCUCUUCAGGUGGUGAGGAGGAGGCCCCCGGCCAGUCAGGACUGUGUGAAGCCUGGGGCUCCAGGGCUUCAGAGACUGUGAUGGUGCAUCAGGCAGCCACCUCUUCCUGGGUGGCUGGCUCAGGGGGCAGCGGGCCAGCACACAAAGAAGCCACAGAUUCAGAGAACAGCGACAUACAAAGCCUUUUAUCCCUCACAUCAGAGGAAUACACAGAUGAUAUCCCGCUGCUGAAAGAAGCCUGAGGGCUGCCAUGGGCCUCUCUUCUCUGCGAGGGUCUUCUCCGCCCUUCUUCCCACUCCCUGUGGGUUUGAGCACCCUGUACUCCAGCUACCCCACCCAGAUAUCUGAGCUGCCACCUGUGUAUCAGUGUCUCUGAGGGCCUGCAGGCCACCUCACUGGAAACUCAAGGAAGAUUCCCGCCAUCUGCCUGGACAGCUGGAGCAACUGGCUCUUUGCCUGGCCCAGCCUUCCCAUCUGUUGGGAUGUAUUUGAAUGUGCCGGAUCGAACUCUCUCUUCCUUUCCCCGAGCCUCUCAGUCCCUUCCAGCCAGCUCACUGGUGGCAGCCCUACAGCCCAUGUUCGGCUGAGCACCGCUGUGUUUACUUGUGCCUUCCCUCAGCCCAUCCAGUUCCCUGCAGUGCAGGUGUGCAGCUGUCCACAGCCUUGGUGGUUCCUGCCCCUGCAUGCAGAGGCUGGGCCUGCAGCUGGCACCACCUCCCCUCACAGGAGCAGAGUCAAGAGUGAGCCUCUGAGGCACAAGUAGCUUUCAUUGGGGCAGGCUGUGGGUCCCUGGGUUGACACUGGUGGCACAUUUCCUUGGCUGAGAAUGGAGAAUUUGGAAAAUCAUCCCAAAGCCAUCCUAGCAUCUGGCUGUUCAGCUCAGGUGCAGGCUCCUGGCCCUGGUGAGAGUUUCCAAGAAGCAUCCAGAAGAUCCUGAGGGAGGGAAAGAAGGUGGCUGGUAAUGAUUGUCUUCCUAAUAUGCAAACUCUCACUUCUUGCUUCCAGCAUUGCGCCUUGACUUUGGUCUUUUCUGUUCCCUGGAUAAAGGGAGUUGCAUGCUGCCUCCUGGGCUUCAGCCCAGGCAGCUCUGGCUUCCCUGCUGCCCACAGAGCCUGAGGCACAUCAUCCCAGGAGUUUCUAAAAUGCCAUCCAACACUCAUCUGGUCACUGGCACUCUGGGCAAGUUGCCACUUUCUGGGCUUGUGGUGACGGAGAGGAGGCCAAGAGGCACAGACCAAGUCCCUGGGCAGCUGCAGGCAGCUCCAGCCCGGUCCUGAGGAUCCUCCUCACCACGGUCAUGUGCCUUAGUAACUGUGCCCAGGAAGUGGCCUGCUGCCUAGUGCACCUCUGCUUUUCCUACUUCUGCCCUUCCCGGUGCCCCUGCACACAUCAUGGCUGACAAGCCAUUCCUGUCUUCCCCGCCCUCUGGGGAAGGAGCUGAGAAAUGGUCCACAGUACGCCUUGCCUUACUGGCUGAAGUGGGCAAGCGGGUGCCCAGCAGCCUGGCUCCCAGGCUCCUUUAGACUGAAGCCUAGGUGUGGACACUGGAGGGGAGCUGUAGUGAUGACUCGGCACUGGGCACUUCUCCCAGGGCCCCUCUUGGCCCUGUGGUGAACAUAGGAAGGCUGGGCAGACAAGCUCCACCAGGCUGCUACCUUCUUCACAUGACAGACGUGGCAUUAAGGAAUGUUUGCUUUGGCUUUUUUUUUUUUUUCCUGAAACACUGGGGCUGGGAAACCUCGAAGCUGACUCUGCUGCACCUCUGCUCCUCCUCAGCAUCUCUGGUGUGGUAAAAAUAAUAAAAAGCCCUGUUCAGGAUCUGACCUAACAGGGUUAGCCCCAGGCGUGGGUGGCCUGAAGAUGGGGAAAUGGGCUUCUCCCAACCUGCCACCCCUCUGCCUCCACUCUUACAAUGCACUUUACUCCCUGGUCAUGCCUGGCCUCCUGCUGCCCCUCAUCUUCUUUCCUCUCAGGGUAAGGGCAGUGCCUGUUGUGCCUGCUGGCCACUCCCACACAUCCCCCACCCAGAAGCCCCAUCUGUUGUGCUGAAAGUCCAGGCAAGCAAAGUCAGAGGUAGGGAAUGAGUUGGAUAAGGUGCCAGAAUUGAAAGGCUAAAGCCUGAGGGAGAUGAGACACACAUCUCAGCAGUUGCUGGCACAGGCCACCUAAUAGAGGAGUCCUAAGGCUCCAGCUGCAUUAACAUGCAGACCCUCUUUGAUGCGCAACAGUGCCCUGACUUCCUCCAGAAAGGAAAUGUGAGAAGUGGGGAGGCAGGGCUGAAGUCUCACUCUCAAGCUUUUAUUUUCCACGCUUUCACCCCCCCCCCCGAAUUCUGUUCUAGAAUAUUUUUUAAAUAAAAGAGCCCACCCUUUUCUGUGUAGUUACUCUGAGCUUUUGCCCCCUCAGAGGUUGCACUUUUUAUUUCUGGUUUAUUGACCUGAUACCUCCUUCCAUCUCACUGCUCAUUAACACUGCUCUGGGCCUCACAAGCCCAGGCCUGCCUGUCAGGAAAGUAAGAAGUUGGAACAAGCGCACCACCCCUCUUGUCUGACUUAGAGGAGGCCCUUUCCGAGGCUCCUGGGUGUACAGGUGCUUGGGGCUCGGCUCACAUUGAUGCUGAUGUCUGAGUUGGCUUCUUUCACAGUUCUCUUUCCCGCAAGGCAAUUUCUUCAUUUUUGGCCACAUGCCGCUCUUCCUGGGGCUUCUGAGUUUUGUCCCUUGCAGAGGGAUUGGGGACUCCCCAGCUGCCUUGACGUGAGGCCUGGCUAGAGACGGGGCAGAGGGCGAGUGGCAGGCUGUUAGGAAGGAGCCUGCCCAAAGCCUGCCGCUGGUGGGAAGGAGCUGUAGCCACAGCCCUGCUUGCCUGGGCUCACCUCCAAGGGAUGCCUGUCCUGCAGAAAACCUGUGCAGAAGUGGUCAGCACCAAAGGACUUUUUAGAAAGCAUUGUUUUCCUUUUUCCUCUUUUUAAAAAUUUUUUUUUCUACACUUGAGCUGGCUCAAUGCAGGUUUUUUAUCCUGGUGACAUUCUAGCAACUUCGAAGGGCCAGAAUAUGGUAAAAGUCACUUAACAUGUCCACCUCUCCCAUGCCUUAGUUUAGCAGGUCGGCUUUGUCUUUUGCCAUUUCUGUAUUUUAUGUGCUUUGUUUCACUGGGUGUGAACUGUGAAAUGGCUGAGUCCUGGCCACUGUGUGAGUUUGUUUGGUUUUAUAAGACAUUUCAGUGUACAUUCUACAAGCACUCCAUUUGCAAUAUUAUCUUCCCCAUUCAUCUUGCCCUCCUCCUCCCAUCCCCAGCUUUAAAAUUCUGUGGAGAAGCCAGGCAGCAAGACAGACAAAGGUAUAUUCUUCCUGCUUCGUGAGUAGCCACACACGGAUAGAUGGCUCCUGGCCCCUUUCUUCCCAAACCACUUGAUUACUGCAUAACAUUGUUGCCUCCAUUUGUGGGAACGUUCUUGCAUAGAGAAUGGAAUAUGCUGCAAACAUUUCUUGAUCCUUGCUUCCCCCUCGCCUUUCCCUUCCCUCCUCAAAGAGCAAAAAGGGGCUAGAAAGGAAGUGGCAUACAGCCGUCACAGUUACAGUAAGUCCAGAUGUGCUUGCCAAGGAUAGCGAGCUGGGAGCACUCUCGCGGGGCCAGCUGGGUCUCCUGCAGGGCUUGGAGAAUAUUUCGCUAGGCAGAUGCUUGGGCUGAAUCUUGGAGAAGCUAGUUCCCUGGAGAGGGAAAGGUGGCAGGCCUAGCUUUGCUGGGAAGUGUCUCUUAAUUUCCUGGAAACCCUAGUAGAAUUUUGAACAAAACCACCAGUGUUUGAGCCUUCUGCCAAGCAGCCCGGUUAGUGGAGGAGAUGCAGUGGCAAAAGCACUGGGAUUGGAUUGCCGAGCAGGGAGGAGAGAUCAUCGGGUUGUGUGGCAGCACCCACACCUGGCCUGGCUUAAGGUUGUCACACCACUAGGGGAUCUUCUGCAGAAUGGUACUCGUGUAAUGGUUUAUAACAACACACGCUUAAUUGACUGUGCAGGAUGUCACUCAAAUCAGUUUGGGUUUGCUUUAUUUUAUUUUAUAUAUAUAUUUUUUGGUAUCCUGUACAUUGCAGUGGGUGUGAAGAUAGUAUUUUAAUAUUUGUACAAAGUUUAAUUUAAUUUUAAUUGUUCUAUGUAUAUAACUGCAUUUCUAAAUAAUAAUAAUAAAAAAUUCUUACGAA